Trichosurus vulpecula (common brushtail) is the source of this 5680-nucleotide messenger RNA. RefSeq names its product tankyrase 1 binding protein 1 (gene CNOT12). Gene Ontology annotation, cellular component: nucleus; heterochromatin. The transcript is spliced from 12 exons. The record is from RefSeq and is a predicted model, not a curated record. NCBI's taxonomy places the organism in Eukaryota, Metazoa, Chordata, Mammalia, Diprotodontia, Phalangeridae. Bases 134 to 5281 code for a protein of 1715 amino acids. Gene Ontology annotation, biological process: cellular response to ionizing radiation; double-strand break repair.
GGGUCUGUCCCGCGGUGACGGCGGCGGCGGUGGCGGUGGCUGAAGCUGGGGCCGGGCCGGGCCGAAGACCGGGGACGCGGGCGGCGCAGUUGAGGCGAGCCGGAGCCCCGGGGAGCGUGAUCUGCUGCAUGUGAUGAAUUUAUCCACUCUCAGGGAAAGCUCCCCCAUGGCUUCCCAGCCCCCCCGAGAGAUGGAGGAAGAGCUGCUGCCGCCGGCUGGCCCGGAGCCAGGGGACUCAAGGGCCAAACCCCCAGUUAAACCUAAGCCCAAGCCUGAGCCCCGGACGCUGCCUGCCAAGCCAGCUCUGCCAGCCAAACCCAGCCUGCUGGUGCCAGUGGGGCCAAGACCCCCUCGAGGUCCCUUGGCUGAGCUGCCUUCUGCCAGGAAAAUGAACAUGCUGGCAGGACCACAGCCCUACGGUGGCAGCAAGCGCCCCUUGGCCUUCUCUCCUCGGCCAGCCCCCGAUACACCAUCUGCUGGAGCUAGCCCUAGGGAGGCUAGCAAGGAUGAGGGGCCCCUGGCCACCCCUCCACCCCGAUGCUCAGUCCCAGCUGGGGUCCGGAAGGCUCCCGCUCCUUUCCGCCCAUUGUCUGAUCGAUUCUCUACCAGCACCGUGGAAGAGAUCUUAGCCAAGAUGGAGCAGCCCCGAAAAGAGGGCCCCUCUAGCCCUGAUCGCUUUUGGGGCUCCCGCCUCACCUUUAGCCACGAUGGUAGCUCCCACUAUGGUCCAAGGGCCUAUGGCCCGUUGCAGAGCCCCGGGGAUGAGGAAACAUUGACGCGGAGCAUCUCCAGGGAUCUGUCCCAAGAAGAACAGGCAAAGUCUGAGGAGGGGCAGGAAGAAGGGGGCGAGAGUUCAGCUGGGCAGUGUCCUGCAGAACCCCAAGACAACCAGCCUGAAGUAUCUGGCAGAAUGCUCGAGGAGAGGCUCAUCUCCUCUGACCUGACAGCCAACGGAGACCUGGCACCCGACGGAGACCUGGCAAGCACGGUGUUACCCCAUGAAGUUUCCGAGUCUUCAGCCCAUCCACACCAUGUUCCUUCUCCAGCCCCACCUAGUCCCAUGCCUCAUGAUCACUCCCCUAGCCCUGUGAGGGCUCCAGGAUCUCAGAGCCCAGCCCCCUCUGCCGAGGGACUCAUCACAUCCCAGAGCCCAGCGCUCCCCACAGAGAAGUCAUCUGAACCCCUGAAAUCAUUCAGCCCAUCCCUCCCAUCAGGGGAGGGCCCUGGGUCCCCCAGCUUAGGCCUCUCCCCUGAGAAGACUUGUACUACCCCAGAGGCCCCAGGGUCCCCCAGUCCAGAGCAUUCCCAGGUUACCUCUCCCCAGAUUUCACUUUCAGGGGGCCAGUUUUUAGAACACUCUAGAACAUUUCCCCUGGAGAAAAAGGAGGAGGAGGGUAGAGAGUUAAGCCUUCGGCUCCCGCACCUAGAACAACGCCGCUUCUCAGAAGGUGUGCUUCAGCCCCCCAACCAAGAUCAGAGGAAACUAGGGGGGUCUCUGGCUGCCUUGCCUCAGGGCCAGGGAGGAAGAGGUGGCUUGGAGCAAUCCUUUGGGAGUGGGACAGGGUCCAACUGGAGCUUGUCACAGUCCUUUGAGUGGACCUUCCCCACUCGGCCUUCAGGUCUGGGUGUGUGGCGCCUAGAGUCCCCACCGCCCUCACCCAUCACUGAAGCUGAUGACUCUGGUCUGUCUGAGGGAGAGGGGGAAGAGGCUGAUGGGGAUCGGAGCUCCAGGCCAAUCAGGGCUACACCUCGAGCUCAGAGGGAGAGCGUUCACUGUGGGGUCCCCCAGAACCAACAGAUAGAUGACAGAAAUCCAGUUUCCUCCAAUCCCCCAUCAGAUCUUCAGCCCAAAGGCCAGGAUUCACCAAGACUGUCACUGCUCCAAGCAGAAGAAGUAGCAGGAACGGAGGAACCGCUGGCUGGACUGGAGACUCCCCUCCCUCCCACUCCAGAGGAGGAGGCAGCCUUGCCCAUCCUGGAGCCUGUUCGAGAGCAGGAGCCCCCCCUUCCCCUAGCUCAGCCCUGUAUCUUGUUUGCCGAUGUCCCUGUCCCUGAGCAGGCUACACCCUCCAAGGAAGAUGCCCCAGACCUGGCAAAAGCAGAGACCACCCUGACUAGGCCUGAGGGAGGGGACCCUCCAAGAAUGUCACCUGAGCUGAGGGCCCCUGAAAAUGAUGCUGGCUGGCUAGACAAGCUCCUGGCCUCACCACCUCCCAGUGCCAAUGGUCCCCGGAAAGCAACUGUACCUGACCAGUGUGAGACUCAGAUACCCAGUGCCAGCCCUGAGGGGCUCCUGGGAUGGUCUCAGAAAGAUCUGAAAAGUGAAUUUGGAAUUGGUGUAGACUCACACCCUGGCACCUUCAGCCCCUCUUCCACCUGGGCCAGAGAGGGCACCAGGGGCUAUGGCAUUGGGGUCUCAGGUUCCAGUGAGAGAGAUUGGGUCAUUGAUGAUGGCCGCGUAGGGGCAGCACGGAGCCACCGAGAAUGGAGCAACACCUAUGGCAUUGGCCAGCCAGGGUUGGAGGAGCAGUUUGAUACCAGCAGUGGAGACCAGACCAAGGAGCAUGUCUUAGGUGGGGAUAUUAUGGCCCAGGAAUUUGGAAAGACAGAUCAGCUUGGGACUUACAGUGGCCAAGGUGCUGACUUACAGCACCAAGAAUUUGGGAAGAGAGACUCACUUGGGACGUACAGUAGCCAGGAUGCUGAGUUACAAGACCGGGAAUUUGGGAAGAGAGACUCACUUGGGACAUACAGUAGCCAGGAUGCCGAGUUACAAGACCGGGAAUUUGGGAAGAGAGACUCACUUGGGACUUACAGUAGCCAGGAUGCCGAGUUACAAGACCGGGAAUUUGGGAAGAGAGACUCGCUUGGGACUUACAGUAGCCAGGAUGCCGAUUUAUGUGCUCGGGAAUUUGAAAAGAGGAACUGGAUGAGUGAAUAUGGCGGCAGCAGCAAGAAAGAUAUUGAUUGCCUGGAAAGAGCCUUUGGAGAGAGAGACCUGAGUGAUGUGUUCAGUGUGGGACAUUCAGAGCAUCAGGAUAAAGAGUUUAGGAAGAAAGAUCAAAGAGACAGCUAUUGCCCUAGAGAAGCAAACAGGGAGGAGAGGUUGGAGAAAGAGCCAGAGGGCUUCUAUGGCCCUAGUGCUUGCAAUUUACAGGACCGAGAGCCUGCGGAGAGAGAUUUGAGCAACUGGCCUAAGAGCAAUGACUCUAACCAUCAAGGAGAAUUUGGGAAGAAAGACCAAGCUGGGACUCACAGGAGCAAUGAUGUCGACCGCCAGCCCAGGGAAUUUGGGAAAAAAGACUGGCCUAGUGAAUUUGACCAACAAGACAUGAGUCAGAUGGAGAGGGAACUCAGUCUAGGGAGACGAGAUUGGACCAGUGACUUCCGAAUUGAAGGCACAGACAAGAGUGACCAAUUUGGUAUCAUUGGGACUGAUCGAGGUAGCUGCUCAGGCCUGGGCAUUCUUAGUGGCUCAGAUACGAUGGGAAGCACCAACUUUGUGUCACCGGGGAAGAUUAUGAUGGGACAGACACAAUGGACUGAUGAUCUGGGCCUCAGGAACUUGAAUGUAUCUGGUUGUGUAGGAUCAGAAGGGUUGAGUGAGGCCCGAGAGCAUGGAGUUGGACAGACUGAUUGGUCCUCUGACCUGGGCUUGAGAAACAUGAGUAUGCCCAGUGGCUUAGGGGAUGGAGGGCCUGGGGAAUCUAGGGAGCUUGGAGUAGGACAGAAAGACUGGACCCCAGAUCUUGGCCUGAGGAACAUAGAUGUCUCAGACGUCAUAGAGUCAGCAGGGCUGACUAGUGAGGCUAGAGAGUGUGGGGUAGGACAGACGGACUGGGUUCACAGCCUUGGGAUGAGGAAUGUAGAUGCACCCAACAAUAUGGAACCUGGAGAUCCUCUGUUGUCAAGGGAGCACGGAGUAGGACAGGCAGACUGGACACCUGACGUCAAGCUGAGAAACACAGACCUGGGGACAGGAGGCAGCCUCAGAGAGCACGGUGUAGGACAAAUGGACUGGACCCAUGAUCUGGGGUUGAGGAAUACGAAUCUAUCAAGUCCCCUGGAGUCUAGGGGUUCUGGUGAGGCACGAGAAUGUGGAGUUGGACAGAUGGACUGGAAGAAUGAUUUGGGGCUCCGGGACACUGAUUUUUCAGGUGGCUCGGAUCUCAGAGGUCCAAGUAAAGCCCGAGAGCAUGGGGUUGGCCAGGUGGACUGGUCUCAGGAUGUGGACCUCACAAGCCCUAGCUUAUCCAGUAGCCUCGAGGCUGGAGAGCUUUCAGAAGCCCGAGAGCUGGGAGUCGGAGAGGUGAGCCGGCCUGGCAUUUUGGAGAGCCAGUAUGGCAGUGACUCCUCACAGCCCUCAGAGAAUAGUGUGUCUGACAUCGGGAUGGACUCGAGAGAAACCACAAACUCAGGAACCAGCCCCAGUGGGUGCCUUGCCCGGUCUCCACCUUCUGGCUCUCAGGGCCUGUUGCAAGACAUGUUGGCUACCAGCAAUCUCAGAGCAUCUGUUGGCAGAGAGAAGGUGACCUCAGGCCCCAGGGGCCAGUUGGAAGAAGAGGAGGAAGAGGAAACAAUCGCAGAUGAUGAAGAGGAGGAGCCAGAGCUCAGAGUGGACCCCCUGCCUUCUUGCCGGCCCCAGCCUGAUGGCGAGGCCAGUCGGACAGAGGAGAUGGACGGCAGCUGGGCCUCCCAGGGGGACGGCCCAGCUGCCCCGAGGCUGCUCCCAAGCCCUCCCUCCGAGUUGUCUAGCCAGGACUUCUCCUUUAUAGAGGACACAGAAGUUCUAGACAGUGCCAUGUAUCGGAGCCGUGCCAAUUUGGGUCGCAAGCGUGGGCACCGAGCCCCAGCCAUCCGGCCUGGGGGUACCUUGGGGCUCUCAGAGGCUGAUAAUGAUGCCUGGAUCUUCCAGGAUUCCACAGAGCCGCGGGCAUCUCGGGUGCCAUCUUCAGACGAGGAGGUGGUAGAGGAGCCACAGAGCCGCCGAACACGGAUGUCCCUGGGAACCAAAGGCCUGAAAGUCAACCUGUUUCCUGGCUUGAGCCCUUCUGCUCUCAAGGCUAAGCUGCGUCCCCGAAACCGUUCAGCUGAGGACGGGGAGCCGGUGGAGAGCAAGUCAGCCCAGAAGGAAUCUGCCGUCCAGCGCUCCAAAUCCUGCAAGGUUCCCGGCCUCGGGAAGCCCCUUGCAUUACCUCCCAAGCCAGAGAAAUCCUCAGGGUCUGAAGGUUCAUCGCCCACUUGGCUACAAGCAUUGAAGCUGAAAAAGAAGAGGGUCUGAGGUGACACUUCAGAGGUGGUUCCUGUCGGUCCUCAGAAGCAGCCCAACCCUGUGAGGCCCUGGACCAGGGAGGAGGGCUGGAGCCUGGGCUGUGGCCCCGCCCCCCAUUCUAGCCUCCUCCCCCACCCUGCCCCCAGGCACAUUUAUGCACUUUGUAUCCCCACCCCUCCCCCACCCCCUUGGGAUGCAGUCCUUAGAGGUGUUGGCCCCACCCUCCCUCAGGCCCUCUCCCCCCCACCCACCUUUGGGUUUUCUUUUGAUACCACUUUAUAACAUUUUGAUAAAAGCCUCUGAUUUUUGUAAUGGGCGGUGGGCCGCCCCCUCUCUGCCCCCCAGGAGCCCUGUGGAGACCAAGGACGUUUUGUCACUUGAAACAAUAAAGUUUUUUUGGGGAUCGGU